AUGUCUGUCAGUGUCUCACCUGAUCCGUCUGCCUGCAUGCCUCCGUCUGGAAGGAGAAGAAGCCUAAAAAUGUACUUUCCACGUCAAUGCAUCAUGGGAAAUGCUGGUCUCAACGACCAACACCUCGGAGCCGUGCCAAUUCUAACUUCGUCUCGAUGCCAGCUCACUUCGUGGGAUCAGAGUUGCGGUGAGCCUGGCACAGGUUGCAACUUGGCAAAAUGCACACAAAACCGGACCCCAUCAUUCGACCGUCAGCAUGUCUGCUUGCACCGCCUGGCCGGCGCAUCUGCAGAAGUUCCUCCCCUCGUCGGCACCGAAUGGAAACGGUCCGGUUUGCAGGAAAGUGCAUAA
Molecule: messenger RNA, 351 nt
Organism: Protopolystoma xenopodis
Lineage: Eukaryota; Metazoa; Platyhelminthes; Monogenea; Polystomatidea; Polystomatidae
Source: the annotation of a GenBank genome assembly